AUGGAGCUGGAUUCGCAGCCCGAGGCCGAGCCAGAAGAACCGGAUGAGGCACAAUUUUUGGCUGCGUCUGCUGCCCUGGAUCCUGCGACGAGUCAAAAUGCUGUUGUAGUAGUCCCAACAGACCACGAGGCUUCGGCUGCUCAGGAAGUAGAGACUCCUCUUCGGCCUGAUGAUAUUACAGAAGAAGCCUUGAUGGCAACAUCAAACAUUCGUCAAGAAGAUGCCGUGCACGAUACCUUGCAGCUCCCCGCGACUUCUGUGAAGAACACGCAGCGCAUGCUAUUCUGUGUAAAAAUGUCCCCACGCCAGAGUUGUCAUGCAGAUUUGCGAUUACAGGAACAUUUGUAAUGCGCAGAUCCAAGAGAGGCAUUUUCAAUCGUGUUUUGGUAUUUAUAAUGCUGAAACAGGAUGAGCAGAUGAUUUUGUGAUGCGGUUUCCGUUGCUACCCUUCACUACACUACGGACUGCAACUUGCCAUGCGUGGCUCCCAAAACUUCUGGAUUUGUGUUGCUAAGUUCCCAACUUGACUAAGUGGUGGGGACGCUUUUACAGAUGAUACAUGCUGGAAUCUUCCAUGCGACUCGGCUGUGCCAUCACCGACGUAUUGCUGCGCAAAGAGCAACAGGCAUCCAAGAAAAAAACUGGGUUAGUGUAACUUUCUUUGGCUGAUAGCAUCACAAAUUUGCUUUACACGACGGAGAAAACCUGUCGUGCGUGGUUUGUAAGGGAAAACACACAUGAAAAGAGGACUGCGUGGCUGUCUGGCAUGACAGGCGUAACUCUGUAUGCAUGUUCUGCAUCACAGAUUUACACUUACACAGUUUUUUUCAUGCAUAACAAGACCACGCCGGCGAUGAAACCUACAGUUUGCACCAAGCCUGGCAGGAACUGGAGGCCGCCGAAGACGGACCCGUCUGCGAAACGGAGGUGUUGGGGCUUGUUUCCACUGGUCCUUGCGACCACGCCGGCUUCCACAUUGAAGGGCUGGACAACGAUGGAGAGGAAAAUGCCGCGACCACUCCAGGAGCAAGAGGAUCGAAAGUUGUUUCGCAGCAAACCACGACACCGAAAACGAAAGGCAGAGCGAGCCCUGGUGGAGCUGCCGGGGGUAAAAAGACCAAAAAAGAGAAGCGGAAAAUGAAGAAGGAAAGUUUACUCCAGGCCGGUGCAGCAGCAGACGAUGA
This is a messenger RNA of Amoebophrya sp. A120, 1184 nucleotides long. The record is from the annotation of a GenBank genome assembly. Lineage: Eukaryota; Dinophyceae; Syndiniales; Amoebophryaceae.